UCCAAAGCAUGUACAGUCCCAAAUCAUAUAUCCCUCGAUAACAUGAGCCGUGCCGACCCCGAAGCACUCCCAGCAUCACCCCGUCCAAUGCGACGACAGACGACAAACGACACGACGCUUAGCAUUCCAACAUCCUUUCGCAAUCAACGCUUUCCAUGACCUCGCCGAAAGAUGGAGAUUCUCCCCAGACCACCCAUAACCUAUCCUCCGUUCCAAUCCUGGAUGUUCGCAAGACCAGACCCUCCACAUCCGACCAAUCGCCUGAGACAUCCACCUCCAGUCUCCCUAUCCGCACCAUAACUCCUCCAACCUUGGGCUCCCGCACCAGCACUCUUUCCGGCACACUAUCAAGAUCCAGUUCUCUCAAUGGCAGGCUGUCAUCCUCAAUCGCAAAGUUUGGAAGAUCUUCCGUCAAUAGUCCACUUGCGAAUGCGACCGAUGGCUCUGACGAUUCGAGGUCCCUGAUCGUCCGCGCCUUCUCUCCUACCAUCGGAAUUUAUGCCUCCAAGGAGGUGGAUGAGUUGGCUGUGAAGAAGGGACUGAAGAGAGGCUUCACGGACCUGAUACGGCCAUACGGAAACAAGGUCACAGGCAAGGUUGUCGUUCGCGACAGCACCGGUUCAAGCCGGGCAUGGGAAGAUUUUGCCAUCCACUUUGCCAAUCUUGGGGACCUGGCUGGAGAUGGCGUUGCAAAACCUGGUGCAACAGACCAACUGGAGAAAUUGGAGGAACUUAUGGAGUACUUUAUCGGUCAAGGUUUCGAUGAAACUGACGAGGUUCCCGGGCGUGGGGAAAUCUCUCCCUUUUACAAACUCUUCCUCAAUCGUCUCCUAAGUACUGAGUCCAUGAGUCCACAUGAAUCUUUUCGCCAUCCGGUUGGCUCAGUUAUCGCCAUAAGUUCAUCCACCCCCCAGCCAGUCGAAACUAUUCGAAACUUGUAUCAACAAACCGCCCAGGGAUCCAAGGCAUUACCGUCAUGGGCCAAUCCCGAAUACCUCCGCUACUAUGUUCUUGUUCACGAUGAAGACGAAGAUGAUUUCUCAAAGUCCUCCGCACUGUUUGAUCAAAUGAAGCGACAUUUUGGCUUGCAUUGUCACCUCCUGCGACUAAGGUCCACCUUCUGCACGCAAUCGGAUGAUGACGUUGAGGAAGUGCCCACUUGCGAGUGGCUGUCGCCUUCAGAGCAACUUGGCGUUUUAAACGACACAGCCGACCUCAUAGACCUGGAUUUGCCCACCUCGCCGUUCAUUUUUGCCUCGGAUGCGGUGGCCAUUCGUGCCUUUGUUCGUGAAAUUGUAGCACAGUCUAUUGUGCCAUAUAUGGAAAACAAGAUCUUGACCUGGAAUGAUCAGAUUGCCUCUCGAAGACGUGGAAUCUCUGGUCGAUUUAUAUCAUUGUCCAAACGGUGGACAGGUAUAGGCAGCUCGGCGAGGAAUGCCUCGUCAGCCACCAAUCUGACAACAUCAGGAGCCAGUGGUAACUACGACAGCUUACAAGGAUCAUAUCGCUACGACACUUCAGAAAGCCUUCUUCGAAAACUAGGAGACUUUUCCUUUAUGCUCCGUGAUUACAAACUGGCUGCGUCAACAUAUGAGCUCCUGCGGACCGAUUACGCCAACGACAAAGCGUGGAAGCAUCUCGCCGGAGCCAAUGAAAUGUGUUGCGUUGCCACUCUGCUCAAUCCUUUGAUAGGGUCAUCGAGCUCCAAGUUCAAAAUCGAAAACUUUGAUACUAUGCUAGAUACCGCCACAUACUCCUACUCGACACGAUGUUCAGAGCCGGCACUGGCCCUGCGGACUAUCCUGUUGGGCGUGGAACUACUCAAGGUUCGAAGUCGAACCGCAACAGAUCUGGCGGCCAAAUGGGCGAUUCGAGGUCUAGAACUUGGCCUCGUAGGCAGCGUGGGACAUGCACUUAUCAGCGAACGCGUCGCAUCCUGUUUUGCCGACCAAAUCGGAUUGGGAAGUACUAGCUGGGGAACGCGCAAAAGGAAAGCCGCACUCUGGAGCAUCAUGACAGCCGAUGAAUGGAUGAAACUAGGCCGGGCAGAAUUUGCAUCAGAAAGACUAGAGGAAGCAAAAGAUCUGUACAAUGAGACCAAGUUUGGCGAUUCAGUCCAACAGUAUGGAGAAUUGGGAGAAUAUCUGGCGCAGUUACAAUUGGCAGUUCGGAUGAAAAUGGGUCAGGCUAGACGGCGGACGAUGAGCAGUGCUCGCGGUCCCUACGUUGGGGGUCCUCAAGAUCAGGUCGACGCCGAAUCUGAAGACGAGAUCGUGGAACAGAUGGUGACGGUGGAGAAACUUGAUGGCAGACCUCGUCGAACAAGCUUGAUUGGAGGAGGGGGAGGAGAUGGGAAAGGUGCGUCAGGUCCCGAAAUGACACCACUGAGUCCUGUCCGGUUGGCUCGACCAGACCCCUUGUCUAGAGACAAUGAUGAUUUUGAGUGAUGGAAACGAACAAAGACAUAGAUGAAGAUUGGGCAUCUAUAUUACCGAGACUUGUGUAUAAACAGCCAAGCUGAAUGAUUAAUCGAACGAGCUCAACCUUGUCUGA
Molecule: messenger RNA, 2553 nt
Organism: Exophiala mesophila
Lineage: Eukaryota; Fungi; Ascomycota; Eurotiomycetes; Chaetothyriales; Herpotrichiellaceae
Exons: 1
Coding region: 156-2447 (763 amino acids)
Biological process (GO): endoplasmic reticulum to Golgi vesicle-mediated transport; protein localization to phagophore assembly site
Cellular component (GO): cytoplasmic vesicle; phagophore assembly site; TRAPPIII protein complex
Source: RefSeq, a predicted model, not a curated record